Messenger RNA from Ilex paraguariensis (yerba mate), 381 nucleotides. The record is from the annotation of a GenBank genome assembly. NCBI's taxonomy places the organism in Eukaryota, Viridiplantae, Streptophyta, Magnoliopsida, Aquifoliales, Aquifoliaceae.
AUGCGCUCCAGCAAGCAGCCCUUCGACGAUGCACAAGUUUACCGAGUCCCAAGCAAACAUCCUCGUCUUCAACAUAGCCUUGAUAGUGAAGUAUUUUUUCUUCCAGAAAAAAAUAAUCUUGACAAGGUCAAUUUGAUCAAUGCAAAUUACAGGCAGUCUCCUUUUCACCCGCAUUACCAAAUCCUUGAAGUGUUGGGCUGUCAUGUUGCCUCGUUGUUUGUUUCAAAGCAACAACACCAUCAACACUUCACUUUUCGCAGCACUAAUUCGAGGAACCGACAUUUUCUACAUAAUAUUGUGCAAAUCAAAUGCACACCACACCACCAAUUUAUACAAAUUGAUUGUAGCAUGCUAUAUCACUUUCACCUAUCAAUCUAUUAA